GUAGCUAAGGAUCAUCCAAAGAACAAGGUCUAGUGACCAUUAGUCUCACUACUGUCUCUUCUGAGUAAAGAAAAAAUGGGUUUCAAAGUUCUCUUUUUCUUUGCUAUCCUCUUCUUUUCAGCUGUCUCUGCUUUUGCAGAGGACAACUCUGGCCUUGUAAUGGACUACUACAAGGACACUUGCCCUCAAGCUGAAGAUAUUAUCAGAGAACAAGUUAAGCUUCUCUACAAACGCCACAAGAACACUGCAUUUUCUUGGCUCAGAAAUAUCUUCCAUGACUGCUUUGUUGAGUCGUGUGAUGCUUCAUUGUUGCUGGACUCAACAAGAAGGAUGCUGUCUGAGAAGGAAACAGACAGGAGUUUUGGUAUGAGAAACUUCAGAUACAUUGAAACUAUUAAGGAAGCUGUAGAAAGGGAGUGCCCUGGUGUUGUUUCCUGUGCUGAUAUUCUUGUUUUGUCUGGUAGAGAUGGCAUUGUUGCUCUAGGAGGGCCAUAUGUCCCGCUCAAAACAGGAAGAAGAGAUGGAAGGAAGAGCAGAGCAGACAUUCUUGAGCAACACCUCCCAGACCACAAUGAAAGCAUGAGUGUUGUU
Molecule: messenger RNA, 591 nt
Organism: Nicotiana tabacum (common tobacco)
Lineage: Eukaryota; Viridiplantae; Streptophyta; Magnoliopsida; Solanales; Solanaceae
Source: RefSeq, a predicted model, not a curated record